Arabis nemorensis is the source of this 693-nucleotide messenger RNA. NCBI's taxonomy places the organism in Eukaryota, Viridiplantae, Streptophyta, Magnoliopsida, Brassicales, Brassicaceae. The record is from the annotation of a GenBank genome assembly.
AUGGGCAAGAAGCACAAGAAAUCUUCCACUUCCACCGAUGAUGAUGUUAAAGCCAAGAAACACAAGAAAUCUUCCACUGCAACCGACGAAAAUUAUGAAGAUGAAAUCAUUGUCUCGAAAAAUGAGUUCAAAGAAAUGAAGAAAUCUAUCAAAGUGCUGUCUGAAGUUGUGAAGAAACUACAAGAGAUUCUACCGACAAAAGCCGAUCUUCUAGAGUUUUCAUUGAAGGAGAAUGCAAUUCCAAAGAAAAAUGAGGAAGCAAUUCCAAAGACAAAGGAGGAAGAGGAAUUUACUUGCUGUUUCGAAUGCGAAGAGGCGACUAGACACAAUGAUCAAACCCUUUUAGUUAAGGGAUUUGAUAAUGUGCGACCUAGGGAUGAUAUCAAGAAUGAUUUGAUUAGAGUUUUCGGCUCUCUUGGAGAGAUCACAAGAGUUUUUGUUCCCAUGGAGUGUAAAACCGGUGUUCCCUUAGGAUUUGCUUUCAUUGAUCUGAAAAAUGGUCAAGGCAAUGAGAAGGCGUUAGAACUAAAUAAAAGUUACGUGUACGGAAGGAAGAUUAAGGUGAAGAUGGCUAAAGAUAGUGACAAAUUCUAUGGCUUUCGCAACUUUGGAGGGUGUCGACGUUGUUACUAUGCGACUAAAGUCUUCAGUCCUCCCGAAAUGUGGAACAAUAUGUAUGAUAUGCCAAUGUAG